Messenger RNA from Eutrema salsugineum, 2520 nucleotides. Its product is annotated as ATP-dependent DNA helicase PIF1-like. Gene Ontology annotation, molecular function: DNA helicase activity. The record is from RefSeq and is a predicted model, not a curated record. The transcript has a single exon. Bases 1 to 2520 code for a protein of 839 amino acids. NCBI's taxonomy places the organism in Eukaryota, Viridiplantae, Streptophyta, Magnoliopsida, Brassicales, Brassicaceae. Gene Ontology annotation, biological process: DNA repair; telomere maintenance.
AUGGCUAUUCUGAAAAAGUUUAAGGCACACAUUAAUGUUGAGUGGUGCAACAGAACAACUGCAAUAAAGUACCUCUUCAAAUACAAUACUAAAGGAGUUGAUAAGGCCACUGUAGUAAUUGAGAAGGGAAAUGAUUCCGGUUCAAGUGUCGAGGGAAAAGGUACAACCAUGAAACCGAGAAAUGAGAUACAAGAGUACCUAGAUUGCCGGUACUUAUCAGCACACGAAGCUAUGUGGAGAACUUUUGGUUACCACAUACACAAACGAAAGCCUUCCGUCCAAAAAUUAAUCAUCCAUUUGCCUGGCCAACAAAAUGUCACCUACAAAGACACAUACAAUCUAGAUAAUGUUCUGCAGAGACCGGGAAUUGAUCAAACUAUGCUCACAGAGUAUUUUGAACUAAACAAAAGAUCAGAAGAGGCCCGAAAUUGGACAUAUGUUCAAAUACCAGAAUAUUUUGUGUGGGAUCAAGCAUUGAAGAUAUGGACCGAGCGGAAAAAAGGAGAAGCCAUUGGCCGAUUAGUUACAAUACAUCCAAACUCAGGUGAUCUAUACUACUUAAGGAUAAUACUUAAUGAGGUUAAAGGAGCACAAAGUUUUGAAGAACUACGAAUAGUUAACAACUGCCUACAUCUUGAUUACAAAGCGGCUUGCUAUGCAAAAGGAUUGCUGGACAAUGACAAAGAAUGGCAUGCUGCAAUGGAAGAAACAAAUACUUGGGCAACACCGUUUCAACUACGACAGAUGUUUGUAACACUGCUCAUAUAUUGCGAGGUUGGUAACCCUAAAGAACUCUGGAAGCGUUGUUGGAAAACAUUAAGCGAGGACAUCACAUAUAGGAAACAAGCUGUUUUCACACAUAACAACCUAAACUUAGGUGAUGUUGAGCUAGAGCAAUACACAUUGAUAGAGGUGGAAAAGAUUUUGCAUCAGCACGAACGGACAUUAAAAGAGUUUACAGGGAUGCCCCAACCAGAUCCAAACCUAUUGAAAGAAGUAGGGAACACUCUAUGGAAAGAAGAAAUGAAAUACAGUACCGCAGAACAGAAUGACGAACAUGUAGCCCUAUUUAAACAGCUUAACCCAGAACAGAGAACAAUAUAUGAUGCAGUGAUGGAUUCAAUGGAAAAUCAUCGUGGUAAGCUAUUCUUCGUUUAUGGACCUGGCGGGACAGGGAAAACAUUUCUAUAUAGGACCAUUAUUUCAAAGAUACGAUCAACAAAAGGGAUUGUAUUGCCAGUGGCAUCUUCAGGGAUUGCAGCACUGCUCCUACCUGGUGGUAGAACGGCCCAUUCACGGUUCAAGAUUCCAUUUGACGUUACUGGACAAUCGGUGUGCCAUAUAAUGCCAGGUACAAUGCUUGCAGAACUAAUCAAGAAAACCGAUCUUAUCAUUUGGGAUGAAGCACCAAUGGCACAUAGACAUAUUUUUGAGGCUUUAGACAGAACUUUGAAAGAUAUAAUGGGUCAUGACAAUCCAGAAGCGAAGGAACAAACAUUCGGAGGGAAAACAGUUCUUCUAGGAGGAGAUUUCAGGCAGAUAUUACCAGCUAUACCACAAGGUACUCGGGCAGACACGGUUAUGGCAUCUAUUAGCGAAUCAUAUCUGUGGGAGUCUUGCCAAAAGUAUAUUUUGAAGAAAAAUAUGAGACUUCAAGAUUCAGAUGGUGAAUUUGCUAAUUGGGUACUAAGAGUUGGGGACGGAGACGCCCCUACAAUUCAAACCGAUCAUGACAUUUCAGAUGAUGGGCAGAUGGUGGUGGUUGACAACCAUUUUUUAAGGGUAUCCAGUGGAAACACACUUAAAGAAAUCAUUGACGCAGCAUAUGGCAAUCAUAUUGUCUCGAAAACAAACAAAGAAUACUACACAGAAAGAGCCAUACUCACUCCACGAAAUGAGACGGUUGAUGAAAUCAAUAGAUACAUGAUAUCGCAAGUACAAGGGGUGUGCAAGGAGUAUCUGAGUUCGGAUAGCUUUGGCAUAACAGAUACAAAAUCCCCACAGAACGAAACAUUGUAUGCUGUAGAAUAUCUAAACUCAUUGGAGUUUCCUGGUUUGCCAUCACAUAAGAUUUCUUUAAAAAUUGGCGUACCCAUCAUGCUGCUGAGGAAUAUCAAUCAAAAGAAAGGUUUGUGUAAUGGAACAAGGCUUAUCAUAACAUAUAUGGGUGAUCGAGUUAUUGAGGGUGAAAUAGUAACUGGGAGUCAUGUUAGUAAGAGAGUAUUGCUACCAAGAAUUAUUUUAUCCCCACCAGACACAAGGCACCCAUUCACUCUAAGAAGAAGGCAAUUCCCAAUAAGAAUCUGCUAUGCUAUGACGAUCAAUAAAAGCCAAGGACAAAGCUUAAAAUCAGUUCUGUUAUACUUACCCAAACCGGUGUUCACUCAUGGGCAAUUAUAUGUUGCUCAGUCAAGAGUAACAACAAAGAAAGGGCUAACCAUCGUACAAGAAGAAGGUUCACCAAAAGACGCCGUUAAAAACAUUGUAUACAAGGAAAUAUACAAUGGUCUCACAACCUAA